Messenger RNA from Pan troglodytes (chimpanzee), 11619 nucleotides. It is a transcript of the gene ZFHX3, whose product is annotated as zinc finger homeobox 3. Gene Ontology annotation, cellular component: nucleus. NCBI's taxonomy places the organism in Eukaryota, Metazoa, Chordata, Mammalia, Primates, Hominidae. The transcript is spliced from 10 exons. The record is from RefSeq and is a predicted model, not a curated record. Bases 287 to 11380 code for a protein of 3697 amino acids. Gene Ontology annotation, molecular function: RNA polymerase II cis-regulatory region sequence-specific DNA binding; DNA-binding transcription factor activity, RNA polymerase II-specific; zinc ion binding. Gene Ontology annotation, biological process: regulation of transcription by RNA polymerase II; regulation of neuron differentiation.
GACCGCCAGCCCCGCCGCCACCAUGAGCUCCCCUCCCCUGUCUCCGGGCCCCCUGCUCCUAACCAGAGCCACCUCCGAGUCCUGGGGCCAGCGGGAGGUGGGGAGCAUGCCGCCUGGGGUGGGUGAGCUCGGGGCUCGGGUGCCAUUGGAAUUUCCCGUUGUUGCGCAUGGCGGCGCGGCCCCCGGACCUGCAAGUGCCGCCUCCCUCCGGAGGUGCGCGGAGGCUUGGUGUGCCAGGUCCGAGCCUCCGUACUGGGUGCAAUGAAAGCUCCACGCAGGCCUUACCAUGGAAGGCUGUGACUCGCCCGUCGUCUCGGGGAAGGACAAUGGGUGCGGUAUCCCUCAGCACCAGCAAUGGACUGAACUCAACAGCACCCACCUCCCUGACAAACCCAGUAGCAUGGAGCAGUCCACAGGCGAGAACCACGGGUCCUUGGACAGCCUGAGGGCCCCCUUCAAUGAGCGCCUCGCGGAGAGCACCGCGUCGGCCGGGCCCCCCGCCGAGCCCGCCAGCAAGGAGGUCACCUGCAACGAAUGUUCGGCCUCCUUCGCCAGCCUCCAGACCUACAUGGAGCACCACUGCCCCAGCGCGCGCCCCCCGCCACCCCUGAGAGAGGAGAGCGCCAGCGACACCGGUGAGGAGGGGGACGAGGAGAGUGACGUGGAGAACCUGGCCGGGGAGAUCGUCUACCAGCCGGACGGCUCCGCGUACAUUGUGGAGAGCCUGAGCCAGCUGACCCAGGGCGGGGGCGCCUGUGGGAGUGGCAGUGGCAGUGGGCCUCUCCCCUCGCUUUUCCUGAACUCUCUCCCUGGCGUGGGGGGCAAGCAAGGGGACCCUUCGUGUGCUGCACCCGUGUACCCGCAGAUCAUCAACACUUUCCACAUAGCCUCAUCCUUCGGGAAAUGGUUUGAGGGCCCAGACCAGGCUUUCCCGAAUACCUCAGCCCUGGCGGGGCUCAGCCCCGUCCUGCACAGCUUCCGCGUGUUUGACGUGCGACACAAAAGCAACAAGGAUUACCUGAACAGCGACGGUUCUGCCAAAAGCUCCUGCGUAUCCAAAGAUGUUCCCAACAAUGUGGACCUGUCCAAAUUCGAUGGCUUUGUGCUCUAUGGCAAGAGGAAGCCCAUCCUGAUGUGUUUCUUGUGCAAACUCUCCUUUGGGUACGUCCGUUCGUUUGUGACCCACGCGGUGCAUGACCAUCGAAUGACCCUGAGCGAAGACGAGCGGAAAAUUCUUAGCAAUAAGAACAUCUCCGCUAUCAUCCAAGGGAUCGGCAAAGACAAGGAACCCCUUGUAAGUUUUCUGGAACCAAAAAACAAAAACUUUCAACACCCUUUAGUUUCCACAGCUAACCUCAUAGGCCCCGGACACAGUUUUUAUGGUAAAUUUAGUGGCAUUCGAAUGGAAGGGGAGGAAGCUCUCCCAGCGGGCUCCGCCGCUGGCCCCGAGCAGCCCCAGGCUGGUCUCUUGACCCCCAGCACCCUGUUGAACCUUGGCGGGCUCACCAGCUCGGUACUGAAGACCCCCAUUACCUCAGUCCCCCUGGGGCCUCUGGCUUCCAGUCCUACCAAAUCCUCAGAGGGCAAGGACUCUGGGGCGGCAGAAGGAGAGAAGCAGGAAGUGGGCGACGGGGAUUGCUUCUCUGAGAAGGUAGAGCCAGCCGAAGAGGAGGCGGAGGAGGAAGAGGAGGAGGAAGAGGCGGAGGAGGAGGAGGAAGAAGAGGAGGAGGAAGAAGAGGAGGAGGAAGACGAGGGUUGCAAAGGACUCUUUCCAAGCGAGUUGGAUGAGGAACUGGAGGACAGGCCCCAUGAGGAGCCUGGGGCCGCAGCAGGUAGUAGCAGCAAAAAGGACCUUGCUCUCUCAAACCAAAGCAUUUCUAACUCCCCCUUAAUGCCUAACGUGCUCCAGACCCUGUCGAGGGGCACAGCUUCUACUAGUUCUAAUUCUGCUUCUUCCUUUGUUGUCUUUGAUGGUGCGAACAGGAGGAAUCGUUUAAGCUUUAACAGUGAGGGCGUCAGGGCCAAUGUGGCAGAGGGCGGCAGGAGGCUGGACUUCGCUGACGAAAGUGCCAAUAAAGACAAUGCCACAGCACCAGAACCAAAUGAAAGCACAGAGGGUGACGAUGGGGGCUUCGUUCCCCAUCACCAGCACGCUGGCUCCCUCUGCGAGCUUGGGGUUGGGGAGUGCCCCUCGGGGAGUGGCGUGGAGUGCCCCAAAUGCGACACGGUCCUGGGCUCCUCCCGCUCGCUGGGCGGCCACAUGACCAUGAUGCAUUCUCGUAACUCGUGUAAGACACUCAAGUGCCCCAAGUGCAACUGGCACUAUAAGUACCAGCAGACCCUGGAGGCACACAUGAAGGAGAAGCACCCGGAGCCGGGGGGCUCCUGUGUCUACUGCAAAACCGGGCAGCCCCACCCCCGGCUGGCACGAGGCGAGAGCUACACGUGUGGUUACAAGCCUUUCCGCUGCGAGGUGUGUAACUACUCCACAACUACCAAAGGCAACCUCAGUAUUCAUAUGCAGUCCGACAAGCAUCUCAACAACAUGCAGAACCUGCAGAACGGAGGGGGGGAGCAGGUCUUCAGCCACACUGCCGGGGCGGCGGCGGCGGCGGCGGCGGCUGCGGCGGCGGCAGCCAAUAUCAGUAGCUCUUGCGGGGCCCCCUCGCCCACCAAACCAAAAACCAAACCCACUUGGCGGUGCGAGGUGUGUGAUUAUGAGACCAACGUGGCCAGGAACCUCCGCAUUCACAUGACCAGUGAGAAGCACAUGCAUAACAUGAUGUUACUGCAACAGAACAUGACCCAGAUCCAACACAACCGCCACCUGGGCCUCGGCAGCCUGCCCUCACCCGCCGAGGCCGAGCUCUACCAAUACUACCUGGCCCAGAACAUGAACCUGCCCAACCUGAAGAUGGACAGUGCUGCCUCGGACGCCCAGUUCAUGAUGAGCGGAUUCCAGCUGGAUCCCGCCGGGCCCAUGGCUGCCAUGACGCCUGCUCUAGUGGGCGGUGAGAUCCCCCUAGACAUGCGGCUCGGGGGCGGGCAGCUGGUGUCAGAGGAGCUGAUGAACCUUGGCGAGAGCUUCAUCCAGACCAAUGACCCGUCGCUGAAGCUCUUCCAGUGCGCCGUCUGCAACAAGUUCACGACGGACAACCUGGACAUGCUGGGCCUGCACAUGAACGUGGAGCGCAGCCUGUCGGAGGACGAGUGGAAGGCGGUGAUGGGGGACUCAUACCAGUGCAAGCUCUGCCGCUACAACACCCAGCUCAAGGCCAACUUCCAGCUGCACUGCAAGACAGACAAGCACGUGCAGAAGUACCAGCUGGUGGCCCACAUCAAGGAGGGCGGCAAGGCCAACGAGUGGAGGCUCAAGUGUGUGGCCAUCGGCAACCCCGUGCACCUCAAGUGCAACGCCUGUGACUACUACACCAACAGCCUGGAGAAGCUGCGGCUGCACACGGUCAACUCCAGGCACGAGGCCAGCCUGAAGUUGUACAAGCACCUGCAGCAGCAUGAGAGUGGUGUAGAAGGUGAGAGCUGCUACUACCACUGCGUUCUGUGCAACUACUCCACCAAGGCCAAACUCAACCUCAUCCAGCAUGUGCGCUCCAUGAAGCACCAGCGAAGCGAGAGCCUGCGAAAGCUGCAGCGGCUGCAGAAGGGCCUUCCAGAGGAGGACGAGGACCUGGGGCAGAUCUUCACCAUCCGCAGGUGCCCCUCCACGGACCCAGAAGAAGCCAUUGAAGAUGUUGAAGGACCCAGUGAAACAGCUGCUGAUCCAGAGGAGCUUGCUAAGGACCAAGAGGGCGGAGGCGAGAAAGACCAGGGCAAGUGGACAGCAUCGUCCAGCCAAGCAGAGAAGGAGCUGACAGAUUCUCCUGCAACCUCCAAACGCAUCUCCUUCCCAGGUAGCUCAGAGUCUCCCCUCUCUUCGAAGCGACCAAAAACAGCUGAGGAGAUCAAACCGGAGCAGAUGUACCAGUGUCCCUACUGCAAGUACAGUAAUGCCGACGUCAACCGGCUCCGGGUGCAUGCCAUGACGCAGCACUCGGUGCAACCCAUGCUUCGCUGCCCCCUGUGCCAGGACAUGCUCAACAACAAGAUCCACCUCCAGCUGCACCUCACCCACCUCCACAGCGUGGCACCUGACUGCGUGGAGAAGCUCAUUAUGACGGUGACCACCCCUGAGAUGGUGAUGCCAAGCAGCAUGUUCCUCCCAGCAGCUGUUCCAGAUCGAGAUGGGAAUUCCAAUUUGGAAGAGGCAGGAAAGCAGCCUGAAACCUCAGAGGAUCUGGGAAAGAACAUCUUGCCAUCCGCAAGCACAGAGCAAAGCGGAGAUUUGAAACCAUCCCCUGCUGACCCAGGCUCUGUGAGAGAAGACUCAGGCUUCAUCUGCUGGAAGAAGGGGUGCAACCAGGUUUUCAAAACUUCUGCUGCCCUUCAGACGCAUUUUAAUGAAGUGCAUGCCAAGAGGCCUCAGCUGCCGGUGUCAGAUCGCCAUGUGUACAAGUACCGCUGUAAUCAGUGUAGCCUGGCCUUCAAGACCAUUGAAAAGUUGCAGCUCCAUUCUCAGUACCAUGUGAUCAGAGCUGCCACCAUGUGCUGUCUUUGUCAGCGCAGUUUCCGAACUUUCCAGGCUCUGAAGAAGCACCUUGAGACAAGCCACCUGGAGCUGAGUGAGGCUGACAUCCAACAGCUUUAUGGUGGCCUGCUGGCCAAUGGGGACCUCCUGGCAAUGGGAGACCCCACUCUGGCUGAGGACCAUACCAUAAUUGUUGAGGAAGACAAGGAGGAAGAGAGUGACUUGGAAGAUAAACAGAGCCCAACGGGCAGUGACUCUGGGUCAGUACAAGAAGACUCGGGCUCAGAGCCAAAGAGAGCUCUGCCUUUCAGAAAAGGUCCCAAUUUUACUAUGGAAAAGUUCCUAGACCCUUCUCGCCCUUACAAGUGUACCGUCUGCAAGGAAUCUUUCACUCAAAAGAAUAUCCUGCUAGUACACUACAAUUCUGUCUCCCACCUGCAUAAGUUAAAGAGAGCCCUUCAAGAAUCAGCAACCGGUCAGCCAGAACCCACCAGCAGCCCAGACAACAAACCUUUUAAGUGUAACACUUGUAAUGUGGCCUACAGCCAGAGUUCCACUCUGGAGAUCCAUAUGAGGUCUGUGUUACAUCAAACCAAGGCCCGGGCAGCCAAGCUGGAGGCUGCAAGUGGCAGCAGCAAUGGGACUGGGAACAGCAGCAGUAUUUCCUUGAGCUCCUCCACGCCAAGUCCUGUGAGCACCAGUGGCAGUAACACCUUUACCACCUCCAAUCCAAGCAGUGUUGGCAUUGCUCCAAGCUCUAACUUACUAAGCCAAGUGCCCACUGAGAGUGUAGGGAUGCCACCCCUGGGGAAUCCUAUUGGUGCCAACAUUGCUUCCCCUUCAGAGCCCAAAGAGGCCAAUCGGAAGAAACUGGCAGAUAUGAUUGCAUCCAGGCAGCAGCAACAACAGCAGCAGCAACAGCAACAACAACAACAACAAGCACAAACGCUGGCCCAGGCCCAGGCUCAAGUUCAAGCUCACCUGCAGCAGGAGCUGCAGCAACAGGCUGCCCUGAUCCAGUCUCAGCUGUUUAACCCCACCCUCCUUCCUCACUUCCCCAUGACAACUGAGACCCUGCUGCAACUACAGCAGCAGCAGCACCUCCUCUUCCCUUUCUACAUCCCCAGUGCUGAGUUCCAGCUUAACCCCGAGGUGAGCUUGCCAGUGACCAGUGGGGCACUGACACUGACUGGGACAGGCCCAGGCCUGCUGGAAGAUCUGAAGGCUCAGGUUCAGGUCCCACAGCAGAGCCAUCAGCAGAUCUUGCCGCAGCAGCAGCAGAACCAACUCUCUAUAGCCCAGAGUCACUCUGCCCUCCUUCAGCCAAGCCAGCACCCCGAAAAGAAGAACAAAUUGGUCAUCAAAGAAAAGGAAAAAGAAAGCCAGAGAGAGAGGGACAGCGCCGAGGGGGGAGAGGGCAACACCGGUCCGAAGGAAACACUGCCAGAUGCCUUGAAGGCCAAAGAGAAGAAAGAGUUGGCACCAGGGGGUAGUUCUGAGCCUUCCAUGCUCCCUCCACGCAUUGCUUCAGAUGCCAGAGGGAACGCCACCAAGGCCCUGCUGGAGAACUUUGGCUUUGAGUUGGUCAUUCAGUAUAAUGAGAACAAGCAGAAGGUGCAGAAAAAGAAUGGGAAGACUGACCAGGGAGAGAACCUGGAAAAGCUCGAGUGUGACUCCUGCGGCAAGUUAUUUUCCAACAUCUUGAUUUUAAAGAGUCAUCAAGAGCACGUUCAUCAGAAUUACUUUCCUUUCAAACAGCUCGAGAGGUUUGCCAAACAGUACAGAGACCACUACGAUAAACUGUACCCACUGAGGCCCCAGACCCCAGAGCCACCACCACCUCCCCCUCCACCCCCUCCACCCCCACUUCCGGCAGCGCCGCCUCAGCCAGCGUCCACACCAGCCAUCCCCACAUCAGCCCCACCCAUCACCUCACCUACAAUUGCACCGGCCCAGCCAUCAGUGCCACUCACCCAGCUCUCCAUGCCGAUGGAGCUGCCCAUCUUCUCGCCGCUGAUGAUGCAGACGAUGCCGCUGCAGACCUUGCCGGCUCAGCUACCCCCGCAGCUGGGACCUGUGGAGCCUCUGCCUGCGGACCUGGCCCAACUCUACCAGCAUCAGCUCAAUCCAACCCUGCUCCAGCAGCAGAACAAGAGGCCUCGCACCAGGAUCACAGAUGAUCAGCUCCGAGUCUUGCGGCAAUAUUUUGACAUUAACAACUCCCCCAGUGAAGAGCAAAUCAAAGAGAUGGCAGACAAGUCCGGGUUGCCCCAGAAAGUGAUCAAGCACUGGUUCAGGAACACUCUCUUCAAAGAGAGGCAGCGUAACAAGGACUCCCCUUACAAUUUCAGUAAUCCUCCUAUCACCAGCCUGGAGGAGCUCAAGAUUGACUCCCGGCCCCCUUCGCCGGAACCUCCAAAGCAGGAGUACUGGGGAAGCAAGAGGUCUUCAAGAACAAGGUUUACGGACUACCAGCUGAGGGUCUUACAGGACUUCUUCGAUGCCAAUGCUUACCCAAAGGAUGAUGAAUUUGAGCAACUCUCUAAUUUACUGAACCUUCCAACCCGAGUUAUAGUGGUGUGGUUUCAGAAUGCCCGACAGAAGGCCAGGAAGAAUUAUGAGAAUCAGGGAGAGGGCAAAGAUGGAGAGCGGCGUGAGCUUACAAACGAUAGAUACAUUCGAACAAGCAACUUGAACUACCAGUGCAAAAAAUGUAGCCUGGUGUUUCAGCGCAUCUUUGAUCUCAUCAAGCACCAGAAGAAGCUGUGUUACAAGGAUGAGGAUGAGGAGGGGCAGGACGACAGCCAAAAUGAGGAUUCCAUGGAUGCCAUGGAAAUCCUGACGCCUACCAGCUCAUCCUGCAGUACCCCGAUGCCCUCACAGGCUUACAGCGCCCCAGCACCAUCAGCCAAUAAUACAGCUUCCUCCGCUUUCUUGCAGCUUACAGCGGAGGCUGAGGAACUGGCCACCUUCAAUUCAAAAACAGAGGCAGGCGAUGAGAAACCAAAGCUGGUGGAAGCUCCCAGUGCACAGCCAAACCAAACCCAAGAAAAGCAAGGACAACCAAAGCCAGAGCUGCAGCAGCAAGAGCAGCCCGAGCAGAAGACCAACACUCCCCAGCAGAAGCUCCCCCAGCUGGUGUCCCUGCCUUCGUUGCCACAGCCUCCUCCACAAGCGCCCCCUCCACAGUGCCCCUUACCCCAGUCGAGCCCCAGUCCUUCCCAGCUCUCCCACCUGCCCCUCAAGCCCCUCCACACAUCAACUCCUCAACAGCUUGCAAACCUACCUCCUCAGCUAAUCCCCUACCAGUGUGACCAGUGUAAGUUGGCAUUUCCGUCAUUUGAGCACUGGCAGGAGCAUCAGCAGCUCCACUUCCUGAGCGCGCAGAACCAGUUCAUCCACCCCCAGUUUUUGGACAGGUCCCUGGAUAUGCCUUUCAUGCUCUUUGAUCCCAGUAACCCACUCCUGGCCAGCCAGCUGCUCUCUGGGGCCAUACCUCAGAUUCCGGCAAGCUCAGCCACUUCUCCUUCAACUCCAACCUCCACAAUGAACACUCUCAAGAGGAAGCUGGAGGAAAAGGCCAGUGCAAGCCCUGGCGAAAACGACAGUGGGACAGGAGGAGAAGAGCCUCAGAGAGACAAGCGUUUGAGAACAACCAUCACACCGGAACAACUAGAAAUUCUCUACCAGAAGUAUCUACUGGAUUCCAAUCCGACUCGAAAGAUGUUGGAUCACAUUGCACACGAGGUGGGCUUGAAGAAACGUGUGGUACAAGUCUGGUUUCAGAACACCCGAGCUCGGGAAAGGAAAGGACAGUUCCGGGCUGUAGGCCCAGCGCAGGCCCACAGGAGAUGCCCUUUUUGCAGAGCGCUCUUCAAAGCCAAGACUGCUCUCGAGGCUCAUAUCCGGUCCCGUCACUGGCAUGAAGCCAAGAGAGCUGGCUACAACCUAACUCUGUCUGCGAUGCUCUUAGACUGUGAUGGGGGACUCCAGAUGAAAGGAGAUAUUUUUGACGGAACUAGCUUUUCCCACCUACCCCCAAGCAGUAGUGAUGGUCAGGGUGUCCCCCUCUCACCUGUGAGUAAAACCAUGGAAUUGUCACCCAGAACUCUUCUAAGCCCUUCCUCCAUUAAGGUGGAAGGGAUUGAAGACUUUGAAAGCCCCUCCAUGUCCUCAGUUAAUCUAAACUUUGACCAAACUAAGCUGGACAACGAUGACUGUUCCUCUGUCAACACAGCAAUCACAGAUACCACAACUGGAGACGAGGGCAACGCAGAUAACGACAGUGCAACGGGAAUAGCAACUGAAACCAAAUCCUCUUCUGCACCCAACGAAGGGUUGACCAAAGCGGCCAUGAUGGCAAUGUCUGAGUAUGAAGAUCGGUUGUCAUCUGGUCUGGUCAGCCCGGCCCCGAGCUUUUAUAGCAAGGAAUAUGACAAUGAAGGUACAGUGGACUACAGUGAAACCUCAAGCCUUGCAGAUCCCUGCUCCCCGAGUCCUGGUGCGAGUGGAUCUGCAGGCAAAUCUGGUGACAGCGGGGAUCGGCCUGGGCAGAAACGUUUUCGCACUCAAAUGACCAAUCUGCAGCUGAAGGUCCUCAAGUCAUGCUUUAAUGACUACAGGACACCCACUAUGCUAGAAUGUGAGGUCCUGGGCAAUGACAUUGGACUGCCAAAGAGAGUCGUUCAGGUCUGGUUCCAGAAUGCCCGGGCAAAAGAAAAGAAGUCCAAGUUAAGCAUGGCCAAGCAUUUUGGUAUAAACCAAACGAGUUAUGAGGGACCCAAAACAGAGUGCACUUUGUGUGGCAUCAAGUACAGCGCUCGGCUGUCUGUACGUGACCAUAUCUUUUCCCAACAGCAUAUCUCCAAAGUUAAAGACACCAUUGGAAGCCAGCUGGACAAGGAGAAAGAAUACUUUGACCCAGCCACCGUACGUCAGUUGAUGGCUCAACAAGAGUUGGACCGGAUUAAAAAGGCCAACGAGGUCCUUGGACUGGCAGCUCAGCAGCAAGGGAUGUUUGACAACACCCCUCUUCAGGCCCUUAACCUUCCUACAGCAUAUCCAGCGCUCCAGGGCAUUCCUCCUGUGUUGCUCCCGGGCCUCAACAGCCCCUCCUUGCCAGGCUUUACUCCAUCCAACACAGCUUUAACGUCUCCUAAGCCGAACUUGAUGGGUCUGCCCAGCACAACUGUUCCUUCCCCUGGCCUCCCCACUUCUGGAUUACCAAAUAAACCGUCCUCAGCGUCGCUGAGCUCCCCAACCCCAGCACAAGCCACCAUGGCCAUGGGCCCUCAGCAACCCCCCCAGCAGCAGCAGCAGCAGCAGCCACAGGUGCAGCAGCCUCCCCCGCCGCCAGCAGCCCAGCCGCCACCCACACCACAGCUCCCACUGCAACAGCAGCAGCAACGCAAGGACAAAGACAGUGAGAAAGUAAAGGAGAAGGAAAAGGCACACAAAGGGAAAGGGGAACCCCUGCCUGUCCCCAAGAAGGAGAAAGGAGAGGCCCCCACGGCAACUGCAGCCACGAUCUCAGCCCCGCUGCCCACCAUGGAGUAUGCGGUAGACCCUGCACAGCUGCAGGCCCUGCAGGCCGCGUUGACUUCGGACCCCACAGCAUUGCUCACAAGCCAGUUCCUUCCUUACUUUGUACCAGGCUUUUCUCCUUAUUAUGCUCCCCAGAUCCCUGGCGCCCUGCAGAGCGGGUACCUGCAGCCUAUGUAUGGCAUGGAAGGCCUGUUCCCAUACAGCCCUGCGCUGUCGCAGGCCCUGAUGGGGCUGUCCCCAGGCUCCCUACUGCAGCAGUACCAGCAAUACCAGCAGAGUCUGCAGGAGGCAAUUCAGCAGCAGCAGCAGCGGCAACUACAGCAGCAGCAGCCCAAAGCAAGCCAAACCCCAGUCCCCCCGGGGGCUGCUUCCCCAGACAAAGACCCUGCCAAAGAAUCCCCCAAACCAGAAGAACAGAAAAACACUCCCCGUGAGGUGUCCCCCCUCCUGCCGAAACUCCCUGAAGAGCCAGAAGCAGAAAGCAAAAGUGCGGACUCCCUCUACGACCCCUUCAUUGUUCCAAAGGUGCAGUACAAGUUGGUCUGCCGCAAGUGCCAGGCGGGCUUCGGCGACGAGGAGGCAGCGAGGAGCCACCUGAAGUCCCUCUGCUUCUUCGGCCAGUCUGUGGUGAACCUGCAAGAGAUGGUGCUUCACGUCCCCACCGGCGGCGGCGGCGGCGGCGGCAGUGGCGGCGGCGGCAGUGGCGGCGGCGGCGGCGGCUCGUACCACUGCCUGGCGUGCGAGAGCGCGCUCUGUGGGGAGGAAGCUCUGAGUCAACAUCUCGAGUCGGCCUUGCACAAACACAGAACAAUCACGAGAGCAGCAAGAAACGCCAAAGAGCACCCUAGUUUAUUACCUCACUCUGCCUGCUUCCCCGAUCCUAGCACCGCAUCUACCUCGCAGUCUGCCGCUCACUCAAACGACAGCCCCCCUCCCCCGUCGGCCGCCGCCCCCUCCUCCGCUUCCCCCCACGCCUCCAGGAAGUCUUGGCCGCAAGUGGUCUCCCGGGCUUCGGCAGCGAAGCCCCCUUCUUUUCCUCCUCUCUCCUCAUCUUCAACGGUUACCUCAAGUUCAUGCAGCACCUCAGGGGUUCAGCCCUCGAUGCCAACAGACGACUAUUCGGAGGAGUCUGACACGGAUCUCAGCCAAAAGUCCGACGGACCGGCGAGCCCGGUGGAGGGUCCCAAAGACCCCAGCUGCCCCAAGGACAGUGGUCUGACCAGUGUAGGAACGGACACCUUCAGAUUGUAAGCUUUGAAGAUGAACAAUACAAACAAAUGAAUUUAAAUACAAAAAUUAAUAACAAACCAAUUUCAAAAAUAGACUAACUGCAAUUCCAAAGCUUCUAACCAAAAAACAAAAAAAAAAAAAAAAAAAAGGAAAAAAAAGAAAAAGCGUGGGUUGUUUUCCCAUAUACCUAUCUAUGCCGGUGAUUUUACAUUCUUGUCUUUUUCUUUUCUUUUAAUAUUAAAAAAAAAAAAAAAAAAAAA